Messenger RNA from Ambispora leptoticha, 345 nucleotides. Lineage: Eukaryota; Fungi; Glomeromycota; Glomeromycetes; Archaeosporales; Ambisporaceae. The record is from the annotation of a GenBank genome assembly.
AUGGCACUUGCUCCUUCCCCACAAAUUCCAGCUUCGCGACCUGAGAUUAUUCAGUCGUUAAUAGAUGGCGUUGACCGUUAUAAUCCGGAUAACGUCUCUAUAUUGGAAGAAUAUCUUACAACACAGCUGCAGAACGAAGAAUAUGAUUUGAUGGCAAAUUUGGCCAUUCUUAAAUUAUAUCAAUUCAAUCCACAUCUAGUUAAUGAACAAGUGAUUAUCAACAUUCUGGUUAAAGCUCUGACGGCAAUACCGAAUCCCGAUUUCAAUCUGUGUCUAUAUUUAUUACACGAGAAUACGGUAUUCAUUUAUUUUCUUAUAGAGCUCAAUCUAUUUACUGUUACGUGA